AUGAGUGCACAAGUCGUUGAAUCACAUAAUGUAUUACCAUUUAAUGCUGAAUUAAUCAAUAAAUAUUCAAAAUAUGUUAAAACGAUAUCUAAACGUGUUGUUGAAGUCGAAUUUUGUUGGUUUCAAAAAGAUCCGAGACAAAGUUUUAACAUGCGUAUGACAGAAAAACAAUUUGAAGAAGCAAAGAAAAAUAUUCGAUCAAAAAAACUUCUUCAAAUGAAAUUUGAAACAUUUUCCGACUUAAUUGCUGUUGUUUUUGCAAAUGAUGCUGAUAUUGACACGUACACAUUACGAAAUACAUUUGAUCAUCUUUUUGAUCAAAAUAAUAACGGAACAAUAGAACGGGAAGAAUUUGAAUCGUUAUUAACCUUACUGCAAGCAUUUCAUCAUGAAAAACAUCUACAAAAUAAUUUUCAAUUAACAGAAAGUUUUAGCCGAGUAUUUGAAGAUAGAAAUAACCAUAUCAGUUUUAAAGCGAAACGAGCAACAGCCCUUAUUACAGGCAGUACUAGUGGAAUUGGCCAUGAUUUAGCGAAAGGUUUUGCAGCUAAAGGUUAUAAUAUUGUGGUUAAUGGUACGCGAAAGGAAGGAUACCAAAUAGCUGAACAGUUAAAACUCGAACAUAACAUCGAUGCCAUCUAUUUACCAGCUAAUAUGAAAAAUGCUGAUGAAUUGAACACAGUUGUGGAAAAAACAUUAGAAAAAUUUGAACGAAUAGAUGUUUUAAUCAAUAAUGCUGGUGUUCAGUAUGUUGCACCUAUCGAUGAGUUUCCAAUUGAAAAAUGGCGUGAUAUUAUUGAUAUUAACUUAACAUCAGCAUUUGUAUUGUCAAAAGCAGUAUGGCAACAAAUGAAAAAACAGCAUUUUGGAAGAAUAAUAAAUAUGGCGUCAGUUCAUUCACUCGUAGCAUCCGAAUAUAAAACAGCGUACGUUUCUUCAAAACAUGCGCUUAUUGGUCUCACCAAAGUAUUGGCUCUUGAAGGAGCUCCUCAUGGAAUUACUGUAAAUUCACUUUGUCCUGGCUACGUAAGAACUCCAUUAGUUGACAAGCAAAUUCAUAAUCAAGCUAAAUAUCAUAAUAUUAGUGAAGAAGAUGUCAUUAGUAAAAUAUUGCUUACAAAACACGCUAUUAAGGAAUUUGUUACUACAGAUACAUUGACAGAAUUAACAUUGUUUCUCGCUAGUGCACAAGCAAGUACAAUUAGUGGAACAGCCAUACCAAUCGAUUGUGCAUGGAGUUCCAGUUGA
Molecule: messenger RNA, 1248 nt
Organism: Didymodactylos carnosus
Lineage: Eukaryota; Metazoa; Rotifera; Eurotatoria; Philodinida; Philodinidae
Source: the annotation of a GenBank genome assembly